AUGAGUGGAGGAGGAGUCUCCGGCAGGGAGCUUGAUCAGACUCCCACCUGGGCUGUGGCGGUGGUUGUUGCUUUGAUCAUCCUCAUUUCUAUCGCUCUUGAAAAGAUUCUCCACACAGUUGGGCAGGUAUUCGAACAUAAAAAAAAGGAGGCUUUAUUAGAGGCUCUUGAAAAAGUUAAAGGCGAACUUAUGGUGCUGGGAUUCAUUUCUUUGCUCCUGACAUUCGGGCAGAGUUAUAUCUCCAAAAUCUGUAUACCAGAGGAGGUCGCUGAUACAAUGUUGUUUUGCCCCAAAAGACAUGCGGAAUCGGCCCACGGUCAAGGUGGCCAUGGUGAUCAUAAGGAAGAGGGUCAUGGUGAUCAUCAUGAAGAGGGUGCCAGAGGUGAGGAACAUCAUCGGAGACUGCUUUUUUAUGAUGAUGCGCGUAGAUUUUUAUCAGGUCAUGACAACACUGCAGCUUGCGACAAAGGGUACGUGCCACUUAUAUCAGUGCAUGCAUUGCAUCAGUUGCACAUUUUCAUUUUCUUUUUAGCAGUUUUUCACGUGGCGUAUAGCGCCACCACGAUGAUGCUGGGAAGAUUAAAGACACGAGGCUGGAAGGAGUGGGAACGGGAGUGCAUCAAUAGUCUUAAUGAACUUAACGAUCCUUCAAGAUUUAGGCUCACUCACGAGACAUCUUUUGUGAGAGACCACACCAGAGGUGCCUGGACAAAAACAAAAUUCUCCUUUUAUUUCGUAUGCAUGUGGCGACAAUUCUUCAGGUCUGUUACCAAGGCUGAUUAUUCUACGAUGCGUCACGGAUUCGUCAGUGUUCAUUUAACACCUGGGAGUAAGUUCGACUUUCAAAAAUAUAUCAAAAAAUCAUUAGAAGAUGACUUCAAGGUGGUCGUCGGGAUUACUCCAGCAUUAUGGGGUUUGGCAGUGCUCUUUCUCCUUUUUGACGUCCAUGGUUGGCAUAUUAUGACUUUCAUGUCCAUGUUGCCUUUAGUGUUAACUUUAGCAGUUGGAACCAAGCUUCAAGCAAUUAUAGCACGAAUGGCACUGGAAAUAGUAGAAAAACACGCAGUUAUACAAGGGAUGCCUCUUGUGCAAGUCUCUGACAAGCAUUUUUGGUUCGCUUAUCCUCCCUUGUGCCUUCAUCUUAUCCACUAUGUCUUGUUUCAGAAUGCAUUCGAGAUCACGUAUUUCUUUUGGAUAUGGUAUGAGUUCGGCCUGAAAUCAUGCUUUCAUGAGGAUUUUACACUUAUAACCAUAAGAGUUUGUCUUGGGGUGGUAGUCCAAUUCAUAUGCAGCUACAUCACACUUCCACUCUAUGCCCUUGUUACUCAGAUGGGGUCGACCAUGAAGAGGUCAAUCUUCGACGAGCAAACUUCCAAGGCCCUAAAGCAGUGGCACAAGAAGGCUGCCCAGAAGACUGAUCUUGGCCACGGUCAUGAGAAUGGACAUGGUCAUGAUCAUAGACAUGGCCAUGACCAUGGGAAGAAAGAAUCCUCUCAUCAUGAAGAAAAAGGAGAAGAACAUGGCGCUGAGGGUGCUACACCAGCACAUUGACGCUCUGGCUCUGGUGAGGCCACCCAUCAGGAUACCAAUGCUGAUCGAACAGUAUAAAAGCUUUAGGCCACAACAACUACCUGCUAGAUUAACACAAACUACAUCUAUUAAUUAAUUCCUUACUCGUUUAAUUCAUGUUAUUGUAACCAAUGGAAGCCUUUUUUUGUAAUGUACUAUUCACAUAAUACUGUCAUGUAGUGUUAAUGCAUACGUUGGGUUACAUCAGAAUUAGUAAGA
Molecule: messenger RNA, 1788 nt
Organism: Hibiscus syriacus
Lineage: Eukaryota; Viridiplantae; Streptophyta; Magnoliopsida; Malvales; Malvaceae
Product: MLO-like protein 9
Exons: 15
Coding region: 1-1551 (516 amino acids)
Biological process (GO): defense response
Cellular component (GO): membrane
Source: RefSeq, a predicted model, not a curated record